UUUAAAAUUAUACCCAAUAUGAAAUCGAUUUAAGUGCUCAUUUUGUUACACACACCACCGAUUUACCUGAUUAAUCAGUCUAGGUUUUGAUGUGUUCUUUGUUUCUACCAUGUAGUAAAAUUACAGAUGUUUGCAGAUUUUAACAGAUUAAACCAAAGAUCCGCACGUUCAUUCUUCAAAGUUUACUUGCUCAACUCAAACAUAGUUUGCAGACUAGGCUUCAACAACUUUCAAUGGGCCACAAAGGUUGGGGUCUGUUGUUUUGUAUUGGGCUUGGGCCGUUGCUUUUCUGUAAAGUGGAGCAUUAUUGGGCCUCUUUCGCCUACUCAACCCUCGCCCAUCUAAUAAAACCCUAGUCCCCACCCGGUUACAUAAAACCUAAUCGACGCCUCCAUUUUCGCCUUCUCAUAGACUGCAGCAACGAGAGCACUCUGCAAUUAGGGUUUCUUCGCCCUCUCCCUGCUUCCUUCCUUCCAGAGAGCACCAACCAUGGCGGCAGUUGCGGCUCCAACGCCCACCGAGUCAGUCCAGUGCUUCGGCCGUAAGAAGACCGCGGUCGCCGUCACCCACUGCAAGCGCGGAAGGGGGCUCAUCAAGCUCAACGGCACUCCAAUCGAGCUCGUGGAGCCGGAGAUCCUCCGCUUCAAGGCCGUCGAGCCCAUCCUCCUCCUCGGGCGACACCGCUUCGCCGGCGUCGACAUGAGGAUCCGCGUCAAGGGAGGCGGUCACACCUCUCAGAUCUACGCCAUCCGUCAGAGCAUCGCCAAGGCCCUCGUUGCUUUCUACCAGAAGUUCGUCGACGAGCAGAGCAAGAAGGAGAUCAAGGACCUCUUGAUCAGGUACGACAGGACUUUGCUGGUCGCUGAUCCCAGGCGCUGCGAGCCCAAGAAGUUUGGUGGUCGUGGUGCCCGUUCAAGGUUCCAGAAGAGUUACCGUUGAAAGGUGCUGCUGGUUUCUUAUUUUGUUACAGUCCGUUUCGUUUCAUGGUUUGAGCAUGGAUGCUGUUUCGAUUAUGAGCUCAUGAAUUUUGUUGUUUAGGGAAAGUGGAAUUUAGUGGUUCAUGUUCUAAGGGGUUUUUUUGGUUUGUUAAGAGGAUACUGCUGCUUCUUGGCAAUGGAUGGUUUUGAUUUCUGCAAUGGAUGGUUUCGAAUAUGAUACUGUUAUCGGCCAUAUUGCUCUGCUAUCUGUGAUCGUUUCAUGAAUGCUUGUGUGAUUUGUUUCAUUGUCUUGCCGAAGUAAUGUGUGUUGGGAGCAACUAAGAUUUGGUAUUUGUUGAAAUGCUAUGCUUAGAUCUUGUGUAUCCAUUGCUGGAUCGGUAAUGGUUGUGGUUUAGUGUUACUUCAUGUUUGUGUGCUUCUGUAGUUGCUAGUAGUUUCUGCUGUAGAACACGAACGCCUGCGCAACAAAGUGCCUCGCUGUGUCGUUGCAGAACCUUGAUGGGUCGACUCUGUUUUCGAUCAUUUGAAGAACAGUUGAACUGUCAAAACCCAGAAUCUAUGGCUGGGUUCUUGUGUGUUAGGUAUGUGGGCAUAGGCAAACCACCACCAUUGCUGUUGAUUUUCACGCAGAGCAAUGUGGACCGAAUUGUUUUCGGACCGUGAAGAUCCUUCCGGUAAGCGAUAGAGAACCACAUCAAGAAGAGUUGCUUCGAAACCCGUUAGUGUUUUCACUUCUUGAACCUCUGCUUCUUGCCUUCUAAUAGGGGAUGCUUUAUGCUGUUCAUGCCCUUUAGAAUUGUCCAAUUUUCCCUCGUAGCAAAGUGUCUGCAGCCUCUGGUUUUGGGCACAAGACCACACUUCUUUUCCCCUUCCAUUAUGUUCAUGUCUACACAUUUACCCGAAGAAAGUCACUCCAAACGACGAGAUCGUUUCUGGUUCUUGGCUGAGACCGAAUUUGGUAUACACGAAACUAAACUCUGCUUUGACGAACACCAUAUCGGGCUGCAAUUUUAUAACAUGGGCACCUCUUAAUCAAACAACAUAAACUUUGGUGCUACGAUGUUCCUCGGUCCUCACAUGUAUAAUUAUCAUUCUUCCUCUUCUUCUUGUCACACUAAAAAGCGAUAGUACUGUAAACAUAGCAGCAGCUGAUCAAAUGUGCCGUGCCGUCCACCGGAAUUGAAUCAUGCACCUUCCUUGAUAGAAAGCUCCCCCGCUAGAAGAGUUCUUUGCGCAUUUCCUCCAGAUACGGCCGCAGUUCAGGGAUACAUUUGCCGCAGUUCUGUCUCCCUGAUCGUAACAAGUGUCAGUGCCCAUGGCGGAACCAGUGCCGCCUUGGUCUGGAAUCCUGGCGAAGUAGGUGAACGUCAUGUACGUAACCAGCGAACGACGCCUGGUCGGUCGCCGGAGUGUCGCCGCAGAUCGGAGCUCCAAGGGAAGUGCCCAAAUGUCCCCCGCCGACUAGUACUAGUAGUACAAUAACCGCCGUCGUCAUUAGCGAUGCAGCAAAUAAUGUGGUGUAGUAAGCCAUUAAUAAAUGUUGUUAGUAAUUAAUGAUUCGUUACAACAAUAUCCCAUCCUUGUAUAUAGUUGCGACUUCCUUAGCUUCUCGCUUGUUAAUUUAUGACCUCCAAGUAACAGAGAUGCCACGCCGCACACGAAUCUCCCUCAUGUGCUGCAUGAUUAUAAAUUGUUGCCGCAGAAUUUUAGAUACUUAGUCAUCUGAAAAUGAAAACCCGUUUAGUUU
This is a messenger RNA of Linum trigynum, 2685 nucleotides long. The record is from the annotation of a GenBank genome assembly. Lineage: Eukaryota; Viridiplantae; Streptophyta; Magnoliopsida; Malpighiales; Linaceae.